Contarinia nasturtii (swede midge) is the source of this 1486-nucleotide messenger RNA. Its product is annotated as kinesin-like protein KIN-14I. Gene Ontology annotation, molecular function: ATP hydrolysis activity; microtubule motor activity; ATP binding. Gene Ontology annotation, cellular component: kinesin complex; microtubule. Lineage: Eukaryota; Metazoa; Arthropoda; Insecta; Diptera; Cecidomyiidae. Gene Ontology annotation, biological process: microtubule-based movement. The annotation marks the transcript as partial. The transcript has 6 exons. The record is from RefSeq and is a predicted model, not a curated record.
AUGAAUCUUGAUGAAAAUCCAGAAGAUUUACUUGAAGUGAAGUCCAUUUUGACAAUUUUGGGUUUUAAGACAAAAAUAUCUGUCGCUGGAAUUACUAGCAAAAACAUUGAAAAAUUGGAAAAUGAUUUCACAAAGAUACGGUCUAAUAAAGAGGUAUUUUUGCGCUAUCCAGCGCUGAAAACUGUUGAAUAUUUCACGCCUGGAGUCAAGGCAAUGAUUCUAGAAGUGGCUUCGCGAUUAAAGCCAGUACCUUCGGUAUUGGAAUUGGAGAAAAUGGUCAAAUCAAAAAUUCUACGUCAAGCGAAAAAGAAUUGUACACGUUUGAAUGAAAACAAUAUAAUUGUCGACGUCACAUCUACGUCGAUAGUCUGCAAAAUAUUGUGUCCAUAUUGCAGUCAUGUUCAAACACUAGCAAGAACAACAGGAAAAAACAACUUUUCCGUUUAUAAUUUUAAUCGUCAUGUCACAAACCACAACAAAACUGAUUUGAUUUCCCAACUGGAAGCUUCCGUCGCUACUGAAUCUGAUUCUGGAAUUGCCGACAGCUCAAAUGCUGAAAUUAUUUCUGAUUAUUCUACGCAAAAUGUUCAGCAAACGGUCAACAGCCAAAACGAAGCACUUAUCAAUGAAAUUCAGACAUUGAAGGCACUUUUGGACGAAAAAGAGGAAGAAUUUGUUACUCUUCGAAAUGCAAAUGAUAAAUUUCAGGCGCUUGAUAUGAAAUUUGCUGAAAUAAACACUCAAAAUCAAAAACUCAUCAAUGAGCUCAAAGUUCAAUUAAAUGAAAAAGAUGAUAAAAUUGCUGUACUCGAAAAAGAUCUUUCUAUUAUUCGCACUGAAAUUCUUACACAUAAUUUGGAUGGCAUUAAAAUCGACGAGGCUCAGAAUGGAAAAAUGCGUAAAUUGGAAAAUGAUUUGUUGGAAAAAGAUAAACUUGUUUCUAAACUUGAAAAAGAGCUCAACUUGUUCCGUUCAAAAAAACUAUCGAAUGCUUCGAUAUCGGCAUAUCUAUGUUGUUUUGAGACGAUUGAUUCAUCCAAAGGCAUCAUAUUUGAUGAAAAUUCUGUUCAAUUUAACGUUUGUAUUUUCAAUCAUGGCACAACAGGAAGUGGCAAAUCGUUUACAAUGUUUGGCGCCAGAAACGAAAAUGGAUUGCUCAGUCGAUCAAUUGGCUUUAUUUUAACUUCAAAAAGAAUUCAUGUUUCAUUUGUUGAAAUAAUUGGUAGCCAUUUGUACGAUAUAACCAAUGGAACAAAAGUCAGAAUCAAUCGGAUUGAACAACAAGAAAAAAAAGUGAUUGUUUCAAGAAGUGAAUUUAAUUCGUUAUUGUCAAAAAUGUUGAAACUACGGGUGCAAAAACCAACGAACCAGAAUUCAACGUCAUCAAGAUCUCACCUGCUAGUAAAUGUGUGGUUGGAAGAUGAUAAUGGAUUGUCAAAGCUUGCAUUCGUUGAUUUAGCCGGAUGGGAAAGUCCAGAUGGCAAAG